Culex quinquefasciatus (southern house mosquito) is the source of this 1138-nucleotide messenger RNA. RefSeq lists its product as uncharacterized. The transcript has 4 exons. NCBI's taxonomy places the organism in Eukaryota, Metazoa, Arthropoda, Insecta, Diptera, Culicidae. The record is from RefSeq and is a predicted model, not a curated record. The coding region runs from base 1 to 417 and encodes 138 amino acids.
AUGCGCCCGCAGGAAAUUGAUCACAUUCGAUCUUAUUCGGAAAUUCACCACAAGGGUUCAUUCCUGACGGGCAAACUGAUUGACAGUUCCCGAAACAUCUCUAAUCUGUCAAACGUCAGCAUAUCGCAAUGUUUACACAAGCGAACAUGCAAAAGUAGUGCAAGUGAAAACGGUAAGUUGACUCAUUCUCGUCCAUCCCAGCGGGGAUUUGGACUGAGACGUGGAACAUCGCUGCCAGAACGAACUUUUUGGACAAAAAGUCGCCUGCAGGAGUCCACUAAUGGUCUUUGGGAUACCGUGCUAGCCAUCUUGACGCGCAAGAUGAGCUACAGGCCUUUGCAAUUUUCGGGAGAUCCCCUCACCACAACACCACCAGCCGCGCUCGGACCGAGGGAAACAACGUUUAUAACCCCUUGAUCUUUCGCGAACUGGCCCGUUGGGCUAUGGAUUCCCGUUUUACCUGGUGAGUAGUUUAGGUUCGUUACAGCACCAAGGUUUAUGCCAUCUUGCAACUCUCAUCCCUUUUCACGAAGGUGGGAUUCUCCACCCACACUUCUUUAGGGGAGAGUGGCUAAGAUCAACACACAAAAACACACACUAAUCCUACUAACAAAUUAAAACCAACAGACGGCUAAUUUUAUCAGAUCACAGUGUUCUAAUUACUUUAUUCUUUCAACUAAUAUUUCUCUUUUAUUUUUCUUUCCAGGUACUCUCAACGUUUCGGAAUGACUACUGGGAUAUCGUGGUAAUCCAGACCGGCUGACUUGGUCCAGGGAAGAUGGGACAACGCCGCAAUAAACCCCUAGCACCCAAAUCGGUGCCGAUCGUAGCCACCGAUUUCCUCAGCAUCUCCUACUAAGUUUAAGUUCUAGAAUUAAGAAAAUUUAAAAAGAAAUUAGUUAAAAUAAAGCUUUUGGGUCGGGGCUUUCCCCUAUUUGGUUGCUUGUCCUCAAUUAAGAAAGAAACAAGACUUUUCAGGUACCUAUCACCUACCAGGGAUGACGUCACUUGUCAUAUGGCUGGGUCACGGGUGAAUCACAGGUGAAAUUGUUGAUUCAGGAUCGCCUCACAGGACUUACUUAUUGCCUAAGUUCUUGGCUUCAUCCAACAGGUAAGAUUUGACUAGAUUCAGGUGCAA